AUGGGUUCUGUCCAAAGAUCCGGGAAUUGUGAUUACGACAUUGUUAUCGUUGGUGCUGGCUUAUCAGGAAUUAAUGCUGCAUAUCGUAUCCAAACAGAACUUCCAGGCCUGACCUACACUAUACUCGAGAAUCGCGGAGCAAUUGGUGGAACGUGGGAUCUAUUUCGAUAUCCUGGCAUCAGAUCCGAUUCAGAUUUACAUACAUUUGGAUUCCCAUGGCGACCAUGGAUGAGCUCCCAGUCAAUCGCUGACGGUGAAUCAAUCCGCAAUUAUUUCAGGGAAUCUGCCGAGGAAUAUGGCAUUGAUAAGAAGAUACAAUUUCACCAUAAUGUUACGUCGGCAGACUGGUCAACGGAACAACAGCAAUGGUCAUUAGCAGUCAAUGCCGGUGGAAGAAAGAGUACUAUAAAAGGACGAUGGAUCAUUUGGAGUACAGGUUACUAUGACUACAGCGAGCCAUUGAAAGUCGAAAUAGCUGGACUAGACAACUUUAAGGGCAAGAGGAUACAUCCUCAAUUCUGGCCCCAAGAUCUCGAUUACACCGACAAGAAAAUAGUCGUCAUUGGAAGUGGUGCUACAGCAAUUACACUGAUACCAAAUCUGGCAGACAAGGCAUCCCAAAUAACAAUGUUACAACGAAGCCCUUCAUGGAUACUAGGAGUUCCCGCAACAGAUGGCACUGGAAGUUCCAUGCGCAAAUAUCUUCCAAGUUGGAUGGCUAGCCAAUUGAUACGUUGGAAAUUUCUCGUACUCCCACUACUAUUCUUUCACUUCUGUCGCCAGUUUCCCAGCACCGCUUGCAAAAUCCUUCGAGCAAGGACCAAGAAGGAAAUUCCAUCAGCCAUGCCCAUCGAUCCUAAUUUCAGCCCCAAAUACAAUCCUUGGGAACAACGUCUAUGCAUCUGUCCAGACAGCGAUUUUUUCAAAUGUCUUCACUCGGGAAAAGCCUCUGUCGUAACUGAUACCAUUAAAACCGUCACAUCAUCUGGUAUUGAACUCGAAUCAGGGAAAAGCCUCGAUGCCGAUAUAAUCAUCACAGCCACCGGACUUAAGAUGCAACUCGCUGGUGGCGCAAAAGUGAGCAUCGACGGCGUCCCUUACGACUAUUCUACCAAGUACAUGUGGAAAGGCAUGAUGCUUCAAGACAUGCCUAACGCAGUAACUGUGAUCGGGUAUACAAAUGCCUCAUGGACAUUAGGAGCUGAUACUACCGCGGGAGUAUUGGUUCGAUUGCUUAAACACAUGCGAGACAACAAUAUUGUAUCAGCCGUACCGAAAGUUCAUGGCGAUAAAAUGGUCUCUCAACCCAUGGUGAAUUUGAGUAGUACGUACGUGGAGAAAGCAAAGGGAUAUUUACCCAUGGCGGGCGAUAGGGGUCCGUGGAAACAGAGACAGAAUUAUCUUGUUGAUUAUUGGGUUGCGCAGUAUGGAAAUCUGACGGAGGAACUGGAGUUUACUAACGCUGGGGGUGCAGGGUUUGAUAAGAACCAAUGA
Molecule: messenger RNA, 1494 nt
Organism: Botrytis byssoidea
Lineage: Eukaryota; Fungi; Ascomycota; Leotiomycetes; Helotiales; Sclerotiniaceae
Exons: 2
Coding region: 1-1494 (497 amino acids)
Molecular function (GO): N,N-dimethylaniline monooxygenase activity; flavin adenine dinucleotide binding; NADP binding
Source: RefSeq, a predicted model, not a curated record